Molecule: messenger RNA, 6737 nt
Organism: Acipenser ruthenus (sterlet)
Lineage: Eukaryota; Metazoa; Chordata; Actinopteri; Acipenseriformes; Acipenseridae
Product: monoacylglycerol lipase ABHD2-like
Exons: 12
Coding region: 550-1836 (428 amino acids)
Biological process (GO): medium-chain fatty acid catabolic process; sperm capacitation; medium-chain fatty acid biosynthetic process
Cellular component (GO): sperm flagellum; sperm plasma membrane
Molecular function (GO): acetylesterase activity; monoacylglycerol lipase activity
Source: RefSeq, a predicted model, not a curated record
GCCAAUGGAAGCGUGGUUUUGAUAAUGAAGCGAGGCUACAGUGGGAAGUGGAGUUCUGCUGUGCCAGAAAUCUGCAUGUCUCCGCCGACUGGGAAGAAAAUACAAAAAACCUGUUGCAAAUGAAAUGCAAAAAACAGACACAUGAGCAAAGGGGAUCCGGGCAUGAAUGAAGAGAGUGGCUUACAUAAAGGAAGAAACAACGUGCAAAAAUAACUUGAGGAAGAACACGGGUAUGCCUUCUCAUGAAGGUUCUGCCAUCUCUCCCUGGCUGUCGGGAAGCUGUCGGCGGGCCUGUUUGGGUUGUCGCUUGGGGUUCGUGUGAUCGGGGUGGCUCCCUGGGAGUGGGGGUUUAAGGAUCCUCCUUCCUGAUGGAACGGUGGGGAAGCUCCUCUGCGGAUCACUGGUCCUCUCAGAGCAAGCGAGAAUAUCAAUACUAUACGAUUUGACCGGAACACUGUGACUUGGAACAUUUUGCACAGAUCGCACACAGUGUGGACAGUAAAUCUCUCUUUUUUUUAUAUACAGAAAGAGAAGCCAACGUGACCUAUCAUGAACAAAGAUGGAGAAGUGGGCACCAUUGCCCCCGAGAUGCCGGCGAUGUUCGACGGGGUGAAGCUGGCGGCGGUGGCGACAGUGCUGUACAUCAUCGUGCGCUUUCUGAACCUGAAGAGCCCAACUGAGCCGCCUUGCCUCAGCUAUCAGGACACCCCACUCAACCGCUUCCUGAUCAAGUCCUGCUCACUACUGACCAAAGAGUACAUUCCUCCCCUGCUAUGGGGGAAAUGCGGGCACCUACAGACGGCGCUCUAUGGGAAGAUGGGCCGGGUCAGCUCACCUCAUCCAAUUGGGCAGCGCAAAUUCCUCGCCAUGCAUGACGGGGCCACGGCCACCUUUGACCUCUUCGAACCGCUAGCCGACCAGUGCACAGGAGAUGAUGUCACCAUGGUUAUUUGUCCUGGGAUUGGUAACCACAGUGAGAAGCACUACAUACGUACCUUUGUGGACUACGCUCAGAAGCAAGGCUACCGCUGUGCUGUCCUUAACCACCUGGGAGCUCUGCCUAACAUUGAGCUAACCUCUCCCCGCAUGUUCACCUACGGCUGCACCUGGGAGUUUGCAGCCAUGGUGGGCUACAUCAAGAAGACAUUCCCCCAGACGCAGCUCAUUGUUGUGGGCUUCAGCCUAGGGGGCAACAUUGUCUGCAAGUUCCUGGGUGAGAACCACACCAACCAGGAGAGAGUGCUGUGCUGCGUCAGUGUGUGCCAGGGCUACAGCGCGCUCAGGGCCCAAGAGACAUUCCUGCAGUGGGAUCAGUGCCGGAGAUUUUACAACUUCCUCAUGGCAGACAACAUGAAGAGGAUCAUCCUCUCACACAGGGGCAUGCUGUUCGGAGAGAGCUCCAGCAAGAGACCCAAGAUGAUGGAGGAUGCCGACCUUAGCCGGCUCUUCACAGCCACCUCCCUCAUGCAGAUCGACGACAACAUCAUGAGAAAAUUCCAUGGGUACGACUCCCUCAAGGAAUACUAUGAGAAGGACAGCUGUGUCCAUUAUAUUCACAAUGUCAAUGUGCCCCUAUUGCUGGUAAACACAUCAGAUGACCCACUGGUGCAUCCCAGUUUACUGACCAUCCCACGCACACUUGCAGAGAAGAAGGAGAAUGUGAUCUUUGCCCUCACGCUGCAUGGGGGGCACCUGGGAUUCUUCGAGGGGGCGGUGCUCUUCCCUCAGCCUCUCACCUGGAUGGACAAGGUGAUUGUGGAGUACGCCAACACCAUCUGCCAAUGGGAGAAACACAAACCGCAGUGCGGGAGCGGCAGCGAACAGGACUGCUCGUAGGAAACGGAUAAACGCUAACCCCUCCCUGACAGCGCCCUGCCACCUCGCUCUCCUCCUCAACAACUCCUCCUCCUCCUUCUUCUUCUACUUUCUUCCGCUGGCCUUUUCUUAUCGUUGUUUUUUUUCUGUGGGAGAGUUUUCAUAAUUUGUUUGUUUUGGUUUCUUUCCAAAAACAAAAAGCCCUACUGUGUUAAAUAAUAUCUGAAGAACAAAAAAGGAAGAAACAGAAACAAGGACAGUGAAUGUGAACAUGCUGAAAAAAAACACAAUAACCAAAACUAGAAGGGCAGAUGGGAAGGGCUGUAAUCCAGUCGAUGUUUCUGUGGGGCUCGUGGCACAGUUCAUGCUGCUGUGAAACAGCCCGUAGUUUACAUCACAGAACCAGCACACAAGUGUUCUUCGAAUCCUAGCUCUUAAUGGGAGGGGCUGGUGUUCAGGUCAGUGUUUAGUUAAGCACUUGGAUGAACCGUGUAGAAUGCACCAUUGCAGGCAGGGUUGGCUGUAGCCACUGCCACCUUUCUUGUGCACCAAGAGAAAAAAAAUUCACAAUCGCCAAAAUUCAUCCGUGACUAAAACACUAUAUAUAUAUAUAUAUAUAUAUAUAUAUAUAUAUAUAUAUAUAUAUAUAUAUAUAUAAUGUAAGGUACCAAAAUAAAAAUAAUAAUAAUAAUAAUAAUAAUAAUAAAUACAACUGUAUAGUUUAGAUUUUUUUGGGGGGGGGAGAAAAUUUACCUGUGGUGAAAGAACUGGGUUAUAUGUUUAAAAAAAAAAAAAAAAAAAAGUACUAACUGCUUCCCCUCUAAUCUCAGUCACAAACGUCCUGUCAAGCCCCAGGGUUGCAAGUUACCUUGAAAUGCCGAUCUCUCAUCUAGUGCUCCCAGCCCUAGAUCUAAAUACAUUCUCUGGAGUUUGUUCUUUUUUUUUUUUUUAAACCCUUGAUUUAAGUUCUUUUAUUUUAGCGUGUGGUUUCAAACUCCUUUUCUGUUUCUUGGCUGCUGUUUUCAGUUUUGCACAUUCUGGCCCUGGGGUUUGAUCGCUGUAAUGUAGUGGCACGUACACUGACUUCACGUACAUUCAGUGUGUCUUAGUAGAUGCUCGGAGUCCUGUCUCGGAGACUCAGUCACUCUCUGGGACUCCUUUAGCCAGGAGUCCACGACGGCUUCAAACAUACCCAAGGCACAAAGAUCCCAGUUGGGCUUCGACCUGCUCCUGUCCCGUCUUGCACUUCAGCUCUCUGAGGACAUGCUUUUUAGUUUCUAUGCCUCACUUUCACGUGAAAGAGAUUAAAACAUUGUGACUCGUUUAAUUGUGACCUUCCUCUACAGGGCUAGUGGUCAGAACCCAGCUGAAUUCACUGGUAUUCCUACUGUCACGUGCUGCAGUUCAUCCCAAAGCCAGGGCCACGUAAAGCAUCCACUUGAUGUCUUUAUGCCAAGCUUUUUAUUUUUAAAUCCAUCUUUAAUUAUGGUUCUUAAGAUGGGGUUUUCAUUUGUAACUGUCCGCGAGCCUCGAGGGAACCCCUUUUAUUUAUUUAUUUAAUUGUAACUUUCGGGUGGACUUGAAGGGAAGCGGAGAGAACAUUUCUGAAAUGUUAUCCUCUGUUAUAUUGGGAAACACCUUACCUUUCCCCAGGCGAUGCGGGGGAGUCUUGAGUUUAGAAUUCAACAGAAGCACAGAAUCUUCACUUUCUAUGUGUCUUUUUUACCCUUCCUUGCCUUUGAAAAAAGAAAACAAUAUGACUAACAAGCUCUUCUAUUCCUUAUGCAAAUUAUGUUACUGUGAUAACUUGGUUUACUGGGUGGAAGAGGUGGGUUGUUCUUUCUUAUGACCAUGUUUAAAGGAAUAUCCAUGUUGUCCGUUUGUCACCUGAGAGAACCAAUUGGCUCUUAUUGGAUUAUUGUCACUGCCAACACUAAGCAGGACGUACUCCUUCUGUGUUCCAUGUGUUCCAACAUGUGUGCACGUGCUUAACUUUUUUCUUUUGCACUUUAUUACUGUGUUUUUUUUUUUUUUUUGUUUGUUUUUUUAAACUUGACAAUCAUCCAUAGAUGUUAAGAACACCACAGCAUCUCCAGUUUUUAGGGAAUCCUGAUUAUCCAAAAUGAUGCACACCCAAAGGAAAGGUUGCAUCUCCUUAUGCUUUGCAGUAUUGGUAUAUUUGAAUAAAUACAGUGAAUAAGAUAAAGUACAGCCUUUACUGUGUCAGGAAGGGUGGCUCAUCCAGCACUAACCCUGUACAGCUCUGUGUGUGCCCACAACUGUAUACCGACAGUGGUACUGAGCUAAUUUACCUGACUACACAAAGGUCUUGUAAUGUCUCUAAGCUGUCAUUAAGUACAUUUUUUAAGAGAAUUGUGCAAUUAUUUUUGCAGAGAAGCAUCUGUUGUGUUAAUACAACCUUUAUUAUUUGUUUUAAUGGCACUUUUUGGGGUGUUUUUUUUCACUUCAGUGUUGAAUGUGGGCUAUAUCUCAAUCUGUACAGGGCAUUGUAGCGAAUGUUUGGAAUCUGUUACCAGAUAGCUCACUGGAAUGAUCAUUUCCAGUUUAUGGUCCAGCUUUUUUGGAAGUGCUUUCUUAGCAGUUAAUCACAGCCAUGUAAAAUCGGUGCACAGCUUGUAAUAGUUUCAGUAAGUUUCUAUUUCACUAUUCCUCUCGGCCUGUGUUGAAUGUCUGCUGGAUGUGCUCUUGCCUUUACAAUCCUUGUUAAACCAGGGUUGUGGUUCAGGGUCUGAAAAGGGGGAAAUCCGAAGAAGUUGUGGCAAAUAUCUUUCUUGCCACCAGGUUUCACUGUCAGAUAGAGUUACUGCUGUGGCACAGUGACAAGAGCUUCUGCCAGCAUGAGCAAGUAAUAAAAGGGGGUGUGUGCCAAUGCGAGGCAGCCAGGGACCCCCAAGAUAGGGAACGCUCUCCUGAUCCCCUGAACACCAGGAGUUGGGGUGAGGUGGCUUCACUGUGUUUCUGGAGAAUGGCAAUGCUGCAAAAAAAAGGCAUCAAUUAGGGAUUCUCCAAGAAACCACUAACUAGCAAUACGUUUUAAGUACAGAGCAAUGUGCAGUAUGUUUCCCAGUUGAACUUUGAUCCUUUCAGUUUGCCAUUGACUGUGCUGAAAGGUGCUUUUUGAAAUAUAGCCCUGUUCAAACAAGGUAAAGCAAUGGAAUUGGUAUUCUAUGGUUUGUUUUGUUUUAUGAAUUUACUGUAUGGAUGUGUGUAUGUCUGUCCGCACAGUGCAGUUUGUCCACGUCCAAUUUCUACACCUUAAUUGCGGGUGCAGAAUUGAAAUAAACACAGUAACACCCAUUGGCAUGGACACAUACAGAACAAUUAAACCUGAAACCCUUUCACAAAGAGACCAGCUUUGGGUUUAAAAAAAAUAAGAUAAAAUGUGUCCUGCUUUUACAACAGAUUUUUACAGGGACCAGGUGAGAACAGUCUCUUUUUUUAUGAAUUAAAGUGAUUUAAUGGUUAAUGAGAACAAGUUAUUUUAAUAUUUAAAAUGUUUAUGCUUUACUGGCAGCCGAAGUCCGAAGUGUAAUUGUGUGCAGAAGGGUUAUUAAAUGGCUAAGUUAAUUUAGAAAUUACAUUAGAUAACUUUUUUUUUUUUUUUUUUUUUUGCAUUGGAAUCCUUUUAUAUAUAAUAAAAAUACAACCCUUCAAGAUUUAGUUGGGGACUGAGCAGAUUGACCACUGAUGAUUUAUAUUUGAUCCUUAAAAAAAAAAAAAAAAAAAAAAAAAACAAAGUGCAGAGGGGUGGUGCUGGUUUUCUGGGAUUUGUAACACUGCUCAAGCACUCUGCAGACACCCCUCUAUGUUAACCCCAGCUAUGAAGGGACCUGGGUGAGUUUCCAGGGCAGUUGGUGUGACACACCACAUCUCUCCCCUGUGUACUGAAGGUGUAGGAACAUGCACUCAAGACCCUUAAAUAUGCGACGGGGGGGGGGGGGGGGGGGGUUAAAGCAACUUAAAGCUGUAUGAAGACAUUGAUGUUUUUUGUUUUUUUGUUUCCCCCCCCCCCCCAUCAGGAUUUGUUAAAUAUACCCGUGUACUCCUUUUUGAUGGCUUCACUUUUUCUUUACGAAUCAAUAGAUUAUUCUCAUUUAUGUGUGAUUUGUCAUUCAGCUGUUAUCGUAUAGAUUGAAUUUGUGUGUGUGUGUUUUUCAGAAACCAAGGGGGUGUUUAUUUUAAAAAUUACAAUAAUUGUGUUGGGAAUUAAAUUAUUUUCUCGUAAUAUCUGCUUGCCUCCUGUCUUGUAAUGUGAGACCGUGCCUCCACAAGAGGAUAUAACUCAUGAUGGUAUUAAAUGUUUAAGUGUCUGUUUAAUCAUAAUGAUGGAGCAAUGUUAAAGUAGCCACCUAAUCUUAUUGAAAUGAUACGUAAUCCCCUACCAUCUGCAGAGCAGCAUUGCUGGAACGUCCUCGGAUAUCCAACAGGUCCUCAAAGGCUGCUGGCUGCUUGUUACAGACCUCCUCAUGAUUGAAACAAACCCUUCUCUCUGUGUACGUUCUUGCAGUAUUCUCUGAUACAUAACAAGUCCAAUGUAUGGACUGUGCUGUAACCGUCAAGGAAUUACUUUACUUAGACUGAGUUCAGCGUCUCCUUGGCAUUUCAACAGUGCCAUGCAAUAAAGUUACAAACACAAAGGGUAAAUCGUGUGAAACAAAUAAAUGAAUUCCUAUCUAACUUGGCUAUGUUUCCAGUAAUGCUUAACCCAGCCCCACUAACCUAUGUAAAGCACAUGGCAGGACUGGUGAUCUUCCCUGUAUGAAAUCUGUAGUCGGUCACAGCUGAGAACUGUGCUGGCCUUGUCUUUGGUCCAUGGAAAAUAAAGAAUGGGUCAACUGCAAUGUAAAUAGCUGAAUGCAGCAGAUCACUGUGUUUAUUGCAUUAAAGACUAGUUUUCCUGA